CUGUCAUAGUAUACGCCUCGGUCUCGCUACAUGUAAAUCGCCUCGAUUAUUUAGAUACAGGUAUAGUUACAAUAUUUUUUUUUAUAAUCGCCGCUGCAGCCGAGAUAUGUUUGAUAAUACCUAUAUUUAAUUUCACGACUCAAGUCACGAUCGUCACACGUCGGCAAACAAUAUCAAUAAUUGUAUACAACCACGGGAUUUAUUAUACUCAUAAUUAUUAGUAAUAAUAAUAUUAAUGCUGCAUUUGGAACCUAACGUCUUACAACAAUAGUGAUAUGGCAAAAUCCGAAUGCUUUUUUGGUUUUUUAAACAUAUGUGGAUGUGUUCUUUCAAUUGCCACGUUCAACAUGGGGUUUUUUGUACUUUGCAUCAUCAUAAUAACUAUUCUACUGUAUAAAGAGGAUAAAUUAAUGAUAGCUGACCAAACUUUAGCAAAGUCUUGCAAACCAAUAGUAAUUAUACUUUUAUUAUGCUUGCUAUGCUUGAUCCUUUACUUCAACAAUAAAUUGAAAAGAGCAACAUUUGUGCAUAAUAUUCUAUUCAUUCGGCAGUGGUUGAUGUUUCAUUGCAUAUUUUAUACAUUAUUAUCUACUUUAAUGUGUUAUAAUCUAUUUAUAAAUCUGCAUUAUAAAAUUGUCAUUAUCGCAGUUAUUACUAUUAUUGUUAUGGAAAUAUAUCAAAUACACAUAGUUCGAAGAUUUUAUAACAAUGAAUUAGAACACUUAGCCACUUCAAAUUGUAACAUAGACGAAACAACGUUUUUUAAUCCUACUCCAAUUCAAAUGAAGAAAAUAAGUGUAUAAAAAUACCAUUCUAAAAUACUAUAUUUCAUAAGAAUGUAUUUGGAUUUUUGUAUUAAAAGCAUUAAUAAAAUAAAAGUUUAUAAUUA
Aphis gossypii (cotton aphid) is the source of this 889-nucleotide messenger RNA. RefSeq lists its product as uncharacterized. The transcript has 6 exons. The record is from RefSeq and is a predicted model, not a curated record. Lineage: Eukaryota; Metazoa; Arthropoda; Insecta; Hemiptera; Aphididae. Bases 276 to 803 code for a protein of 175 amino acids.